Sphaerodactylus townsendi is the source of this 741-nucleotide messenger RNA. RefSeq names its product histone H2A type 1-H-like. NCBI's taxonomy places the organism in Eukaryota, Metazoa, Chordata, Lepidosauria, Squamata, Sphaerodactylidae. Gene Ontology annotation, cellular component: nucleosome. Gene Ontology annotation, molecular function: structural constituent of chromatin; protein heterodimerization activity; DNA binding. The coding region runs from base 1 to 741 and encodes 246 amino acids. The record is from RefSeq and is a predicted model, not a curated record. The transcript has 4 exons.
AUGUCUGGUCGCGGGAAGACGGGUGGCAAGGCGCGCGCCAAGGCGAAGUCGCGUUCCUUGCGUGCCGGGCUGCAGUUCCCGGUGGGGCGGGUGCACCGCCUGCUGCGCAAGGGCCACUACGCCGAGCGGAUCGGCGGCGGGGCGCCCGUGUACUUGGCGGCCGUGCUGGAGUACCUGACGGCCGAGAUCCUGGAGCUGGCGGGCAACGCGGCGCGCGACAACAAGAAGAGCCGCAUCAUCCCGCGCCACUUGCAGCUGGCCGUGCGCAACGACGAGGAGCUGAACAAGUUGCUGGGCGGCGUGACCAUCGCGCAGGGCGGAGUGCUGCCCAACAUCCACGCCGUGCUGCUGCCCAAGAAGACCGAGGCGCUGCACGCCGCCGGCGCCGCCUCCAAAGCCGCCAAGCCCUCCAAAGUGGCCGUCAAGUCGGCCGCCGGCCCCGUGGCCGUUCAUUGCUGCCACCAAGAAUAUAAAUUCCAAAAACUCCUUUAUCACUUUCUGUCUGCUCAACCUUCCCUCUCCUCUCAUUCCAACUACCCCGAGAGGGAUUAUUCUUGUGAAAGGAACACCAAUAGUGGUGAAAUACUGGAGCACAACCCCAAGAAGAAAAGCUGGGGGAGCUCUGGCACCACGGCCAAGGCCACCUUCAUCAAGCCAGGCAGGGCCACCACUAGGCAGCAGAUGCUUCACCCACACAAUGGCAAUCCAGUCUCGAAGGGACAAACGCUCAAAAUUCAGUGA